This is a messenger RNA of Diplodia corticola, 1167 nucleotides long. RefSeq names its product cytochrome p450 protein. Lineage: Eukaryota; Fungi; Ascomycota; Dothideomycetes; Botryosphaeriales; Botryosphaeriaceae. The record is from RefSeq and is a predicted model, not a curated record. The coding region runs from base 1 to 1167 and encodes 388 amino acids. The transcript is spliced from 3 exons.
AUGCUCCGUCAGAACGAGACAAGUUUAACCUCGGACUAUACGUUGAGCAUACUGAACGCCUUCCUGAUAAACGGAUCGUACGCCAACCAGUACUCUUAUUUCCACCCCAUCCCUGAACUUGCGCUUCCCGAUGCCGACAUCAUGCUUUUCGCUCUCUCCGACAGUGGACUUGAGUUUCUUGAGCCAACCGAAGACCUUUGGUAUGCUGCAAGUCGUCCCUCCGGCUACAAGAUCCUACAGUCAGAUCUCAGUGGCUCCACGGAGCUUUACCUUCGAGAUGAUAUAGUCACCUUUCUUGGAUGUACAUCUCGUCAACAAUGGUGCAAUCCCACCUUCAACGGCAGUGAUCAGUGCCAACCAUUGCAAGGCCGAAUAGCUUCCACGAUGGAGCCAUUCCCAGCUCAGCAUGAGAAGCAACGAAAGAUCCAUUACUGGCUCACUACCAUGACGGAGAACCUCACGCCAUCAAUGUCAAACGUCAUAUCCACUCUAGGUGUAUCGGCUUUGACGGCAAGAUUCAGACUCGGCGGGUCCCUACAAGGACCGAUACCAGACAAUCAGUGGCAGCUGGAAGUACAGCACUGGUUCUCAACUUCCAUGGCUGCAUUGCAAGAUGCCUUCGUUGCUGGUGCCGCGGGGGCCCCAUCCGUGGAGCUCCGUCCGUACUUCGAGCCACCGGCAAACUUACAGGAACGCGGCAUCUGCCACAACCAGAAAGUCCACAGCGCCGGCUACAUGAACUUCUCCAUCUUCGGCAUCGCCAUCAUCUUCUCCGUCGGCGGCCUCAUCAUCAUCGCCUCGUACGCCAUCGAGCCCCUCGUCGCCUGGCUUCAAAAGCGCCGCCGUACCGUCUCGUACUCGCGCCUCGAGUGGUGCACCAACGAAACCAUCCAGCUCCAGCGGCUGGCCAAUGAGGAGAUAGGUCUCGGUAAAUGGGACUGCGUCGAUGAAAGUAUUCCUGUGGCGCGCAGGGACGACUUUUUGGCUGUGCUGGACUUAGUUGAUCCGAAGCAUCCGAGACUGCAAGCACCGCCGGCGUCGUAUGAGGAUGUUGCACGGGCGAAACUCCAAGAACGUGAGGUCGAUGAGAACAAGACGUUUCGUGAGGAGACGAGGGACACAGAUGAGACGACUACGUUGGAAAGUCAAGCCGCCAGGACGGUGUAG